UCGAAAAAGAAGAUUUGAACGGGACGAAGACAGAGCUCGAAGUACAAAUCGUGUUUGAUCUUCUUUUCCUAGAACAGAGCACUAGUACUAGAAAUAAUAACUACUCCUACUGCUGGCUGCUCUCCACUAGACUUUAAGAAUACACUUCUUCUCGGUAACCUCGUCAAACUUGAAAUAAUCCUCAUUUUAUAUAAAUAAAAACACACGUUCUCCCAACCAUCACAUUUCUUAUUGGUUUAAUCACGCACACAGCUCCACCAUGUCGGCGGCGUAUUACCGCCGCAUCACCGCCGGCGCCGCCCACUUCCGGCAACCCACCAUUCCCACCCCACCGCCACCAGUCCACCUCUCCGAAAAGCUCCUGUUCCCAUCACCACGACAAAUAUCGUUAAGAUCAUCGCAUACACGUCAGUGGCUGAUCGAGGCGGCGCCGGUGGGUCCCCGGCAACUACAAUCAUCGCAAAGCAGCAGCAGCGACGACGAGGUAAACAAGGCGGCGGAGACGCAGAAAAGAGGACAAGUGAAGGAGGCUACGAGGGCGGAGGUGGUGGCGGCGGCGGCGGUCACGGUGGCGUUGGGGGUGGGGAACCGGGUGUUGUAUAAGCUGGCUUUGGUUCCUCUUAAGCAUUACCCGUUCUUCUUAGCUCAGCUUGCUACUUUCGGAUAUGUGCUUGUAUACUUUUCUAUCCUGCAUCUUCGUUAUCAUGCUGGUCUCGUCACCGAUGAAAUGCUUUCUCUGCCAAAAACACCAUAUAUUUUUGUCGGGAUUCUGGAAGCUCUUGGUGCUGUUUCUGGAAUGGCGGCAGGAGCUAUUCUUUCUGGAGCAGCAAUUCCCAUUUUGUCUCAGAGUUUCCUAGGUUGGCAACUUCUCCUCUCAAGUAUCUUCCUUGGGAGGAGGUAUCGGUUUAAUCAGUUAUUUGGAUGCUUUCUUGUGGCAGCUGGGGUAGUUGUAACUGUAGCCAGUGGAUCUAGUACUGGUUCUUUAGUGGAAGCUGGAAUAUUUUGGAGUAUUUUAAUGGUAGUUUCUUUCUUGUUUCAAGCUGCUGACACAAUAUUAAAGGAAAUGAUUUUCUUGGAUGCUGGUCGGCGGCUGAAGGGAUGUUCAGUGGAUCUGUUUGUUGUAAAUUCAUUUGGAUCUGCAUUUCAGGCACUUUUUAUCUGCCUCCUACUACCUUUACUUUCAAAAAUGUGGGGUAUUCCAUUCAAUCAAUUGCCAAACUACCUUCGUGAUGGUGCAGCAUGUUUUUUAAACAUCGGCACUGUAUCAGGAUGUGAUGGCGCCCCAUUGCUACCUCUUCUGUUUAUCGUUGUUAACAUGGGAUUCAACAUAUCCUUGUUGCAUCUUCUGAAAAUAUCUACCGCUGUGGUAUCUUGCCUUGCAUCGACAUUUUCAGUUCCAAUAUCUGUGUUUUUAUUUACGUUGCCACUGCCAUAUCUCGGUGUUGCAUCCUCCCUCCCAUCAGGCUUUGUAGCAGGUGUCCUUGUCCUUGUCGCAGGGAUGCUUAUAUAUGCUUGGACUCCUUCACCAAAUGCCCCGGAAGCUUCAACACUUCGCUUGAGCUAAAGCUUCUUCAUGAAAGGUUGGUCAGCAAAUUGGCAUCUUUAGAUGAGAAAGGGAUGGUUGAAUAAUGUUGUAACACACAACUGUUGUAACUUAGUUCAAGGUUUAUGUCACGUAGACCUUUCCUUGUGAAAUAAAUUUGUCCAUUCGGUGCCAUAGAAGAGUGGUAUAGUGACCGAGUUGCAGAGUCACUCCGUGUCGUGUAUGAGUUGUUGUUGGCCUUUGAGGCUUUGAUACGUUUUGUUCUUUUUAUUAGUAUAGGGAAAGGUAGUGAUAAAUUGAAUCCAUUCCAAGAACUUUUUCAUGGGUGUGGACUGUUUAACCGCCAGGUUAAAACCCCGGCUCUGCUUUUUGAUACUUCUACACUUGUGGAGAUCCGGGGACUGUUUGGCAGUGUUGUUAAAAGGGAAAAUAGAUUUUUUUGUCA
Molecule: messenger RNA, 1988 nt
Organism: Daucus carota subsp. sativus
Lineage: Eukaryota; Viridiplantae; Streptophyta; Magnoliopsida; Apiales; Apiaceae
Product: protein CLT1, chloroplastic
Exons: 10
Coding region: 260-1564 (434 amino acids)
Source: RefSeq, a predicted model, not a curated record